GGUUGGGCGGGGGCGGCUCACUGUACGCGUGGGGUUGCGCGCGCCGCCGCCUCCACGCUUUCCAUACUAGCACGUAUUAACAGCAGUCGGGGGUCGGGACUGACACAAGAUUCGACUGAAGCCUGCUCCACUACGUCCGCGUGUCGGAAUAUCUGACUUUUGCAACAUUCUUGAAACAACAUCAAUUCGCACAAACUCCCUAGCAACGAGUCUACUAUGCAUCGUAUAUAAACUAUGCCAGCGAGGAUGAUGAGUGCUCGCGCUGGGUCGAGCGGUGCUGGGGAGGUGAGCGUUGCCGACAGCCCCCUCGCGACCUUCGAAUCACUGACGCAGGCUGCUAUCAUUGCUGUUAUGGGAGUGGCCAUUGUUGUCUCUAAUCUCCUCAUUAUAGCGGCCUUCCUUAACUUCAAAGGUCUCUCAAACGAAGUGAUUAACUACUACCUCCUCUCGCUGGCCGUGGCGGACUUGCUUUGCGGACUGUUUGUAGUGCCGCUGUCGGUGUACCCCGCCAUAACGGGUCGAUGGAUGUUCGGCGACUUGAUGUGCCGCCUGGCCGGCUAUGUAGAAGUCACGCUUUGGUCCGUUUCAGUCUACACUUUUAUGUGGAUAUCCGUCGACCGAUAUCUUGCCGUCCGAAAACCUCUGCGUUAUGAGACGGUUAGUGCAACGGUGCAAACUCGUACAAGGAGUCAAUGCUGGAUGGUGUUUACUUGGAUAUCAGCUGCAAUGUUGUGCUGUCCGCCUCUGCUUGGUUACAAGAAAGAAGCUAAUUUUGAUACGGAGACGUUCAUUUGCAUGCUCGACUGGAGUACCACGUACGCUUACACAGCUACUUUGGGAAUACUCGUUCUCGGGCCCAGCGUCAUCUCUAUAGUUUAUAACUAUUUUUAUAUAUUUUCCAUGAAACGGAAACUUAACAGUGGUGCGCCAAUUCAUGACAAAGAGUAUGCAACUGCCUUGGCCGAGAACCUCUCCAACCCCAGCCACUGGAUGAGCUUCGUGCUCGUAACUGCUUUUUGGCUUAGUUGGGCUCCUUACGUUGGCGUCAAGCUCUAUGAGUACGUUACGGAUCAAGAGUUAAAGGUACCGAUGUUGCACUUCGGCGUCGUCUGGCUCGGAAUACUCAAUUCCUUUUGGAAAAUUGUUAUUCUGAUUACAUUUAGUCCCCAGUUCCGACUUGCUCUAAGAAUAUUGUGCCUAACAGCGUGUUGCCGGACCAAGGGUCGCUUGCAAGCGGAACUCAUCGGAAUGGACAACGAUGACUAAAUAACAGAGUUUAUCAUCUGUUCGAUGCGCAACUACCACAAAGAACACCAUGGUCAGUGAUACGAAUAAAAUCACGUGUUCACUACGCAAAUAUUGAGGCACAAUAUGUGGUGCUAAAUAUGUUUUGCAACGCUGCAUAACUGUAUGCAUUGUGUUUUGUACCCUACAGCUACUUAAUUCCGUAUUGCACAAUAGCUGUAAACGUGCAGUACUAUUGUGCAGCAUUGUCAAAUAUAUUAUGUAUCGCUUGUUGUCCGUCCAAUGUUGCCUAAUGAAUACUGAGACUUACAAAACAGGAAAAUAAUUCAUGAACACCAUUUUUAUUACUAUCUACUUUUAAAAUAUACUCUCGGUUGUUUACUAUUUACAGUGUAAUUUCACGUACGUGAUAAAAGUUUGAUGUGGUACUUGUGUUAAUUUUAUUGUAUUUGUAAUUUACUACUUUUAAUUAUGUUAGCUAAGCAUAUCACUUUGUAAGAGAUUAGAGUAUAUUAUUGCGUGAAAGAGGUUUAAUAUGAUUUUAGUUUUGCAAACAGUGAAGUAAAAAAAGUAAUUUUUGCAGCAUCUAGUCAUCGCUUAGACUCUUAUUACACUGGCGAAUUGCAAGCGAAUUUACAGCGGAGCUGAGGCGAAGCGAAAUCGCUGCGAAUUCGCAACGGACGCGCAGUGAACAUGCCGCAGGUGCAAGUUCUUCACUUCACUGAUAACAUAUUGUACACUUUCGUACAACCCUUUCCUUUAAUUGAAAUUGAUUAUGAUUAGUGUGUGUGUGUGUGCCUUUACGUCGUUGGUAAGUCUUUUUAAAUCAGCUACAACAACUCGUAAAAUGUAGGUCUUGACAUCUGUAUGUAGGAGCAAGAUUCUUAUUUGUUUGCAAAAAAACAUAGUCGCUCUCUUUCAGUCGAUUCGUUAAAAAUGGAUACUCCCAGAUUCGUUGCCAUAUAUGUUUUUGCAUUCGUUAUAUACGCCUUCUAAUUAACAGCAAUGUUUCCUCGAAGUGACCCAUUCUGUUACUAGAGUGUCCAAAAGGCCUUGCAAGUCCGUAACGUGUUGGCUGCGCGUCUGCUGCGUAUUAGCGUUGAAUGUGCUGCGCCUCCUAUUUCUAUUUUGACGGACAAUAAAGAUUUUCAUACUUAUUAAAUACGCUUGACACUGCGAUAAUGUUAAACAUAUCUUUUGUAUGGUUUAUUGUGGUUUGAUGUCGGUAAUAUUAUUUUUGUCUAAAUUGUUUAUUUAAUGUUUUCUCGACACUGUUGUACAAUGUGAACAAAUUAUGACAUUUUGAAAAAGCGAUCUUAUGCCUCAUGUUAUUUAAAUUCCAGUAAUUUACUAUUAACCACUAUUUAUCAUACCUACGUCACGCCGAUAUUCCAACAUAAGCUGACUGAUUACAUAACUUCAUUCAAAGCAUUUUUUACAGAAGAUAAAUAUCACUUACAAUUAUUUUAUCGUGUACGUCAAAUUGGUUAUUUUUUUUCAGGAAAAAAUACAGUUAUAGUAUUAACUACCAUUUAUAAUUUAAAAGUAAAGCAAAAUUAUAAUAAUUUUCCCUAUAAAAUAUCCCAGAUUGCUUUUUCAAAAAAGUAUCGAAUAACUAUGUAUAUUUUCUAAAAUAAUGUGGAUAAAUAGUUCCAUUAGAAGAAUAAUGUUUCAUAAUCACAUGUAUCAAAAACUAUUUUUUUGCACAUUUGUGCUCUUAUAAUGUACCAUCAAUUAUCUGUAGAUUAAUAUAUAUUUUUUAACUAUUUUCUACGUAUUUUUUGAGUUUUAGCCAUCAAAUAAUGUUUCAUCUGCAUAAAGUACUUACAAUAAUGACACAUAAUCAGAAUGAAUCAUAAUGUUAAGAAAGCGUAAAAUGUUUCUUAUUUCAUUAACAUUUAGUUAUUCUUGGUAAAAUAACAGUUAUAAUGACACAACAUUUUAUCUACGAGUUGUAUAAAAUAUUGUUAACUUAAUUAAAAAGAAAUCGUGGGACGUAAUACAAUUCAAUAUGCGUAGUCAAAUUUUUGGUUCACAAUUUUACUUCAGAUAAUUUGAUUCAAUUUUUCACUGCAUAUCGCACUUCGCAUUAUUAUUGCGUAUUUCUUACACGAACAUCAUAUAAAACAUUAUCCUGACAUUAGCAUUCCGUAGAAUAUUGUUACAUAAUAUGCAGAUACAGGGUGAACAUUUUGUUCAAAUAAUGUCGCAAGUGCUUUUAUAAUAUUUAUAGAGCGGGACGGGCAACGUAUCAUAUAGCGGACACCGCCCUCCCUCCUUGGACGCUCAUAUAUGUGAAAUAUGUGGACAUCAUUGAAAACAAAUAAUGUAAGUGUCAGAUUCUUAAAAACUGCAUUCUCUCAAAUAAAGAUUAAUCACUCUAUCAACUACCUAAUCAUAUACACACCACGGUUAUUCACACUGCAACUAGACUUAACACUCCCCAGAGGUAGCCGACGUGGGGCGAAUGAAAGCAUGACGAUGUCGUACUUCUGCCCCUCUAGAACAUCCCCCCUACACCCAUUCACCAUACCGGCAAAGGACAAUGAAAUCGCACACGAUUGCGAGGCCUUACCCUUCGCCGGUAUUCCCCACUUACAAACAACAAUAUUACACUAAACUGUGACACUUAUCAUCGUAAUCAUAGUAAAACACACGAGAAAGAAAACCUCUAUUGAGUUACUCUAUUUGGUAAAAUAACGUUUCAUGUGCACACACGACACGCUGUAUCUUGAAAGCACGCUAUAUUUUAAAAUAUAUGAUGAUUCAAAAUAAAACCGUAUUAUCCUCCUGUUAUAUUGUAAAAAAAAAUGAUUGAUGCGCGUAUUAUCAGAGUUAUAAGCAAAUAUCUGUGCAAAAAACUUUGAGACGCUCUACUAAAAAGUAGACAUUUUGUAGAUGUACAGUUAUUCUUCUAAUGGGACGAAAUAUCUUUAUUAGUGCGUAGAUUUUUCAAUAGAACUUGCAGGCAAUGCAAACAAUUGAAAAUCUAUUUUUAUGAAUCCCACAUGUCUAACAUCUUUGCCGAAACCUUAUGGAAGCCUGUGGCGCAAAUUUUGUAAAUAAUUUCUUCACAGUGUCUGUAACAUCUAUUGAAAAAUACUGUAGGAAUUUAGCUAUGUCUUUAUUAUACAUAGAUUGUAACGAAAUCCGUGCUUAAAUUUGAUAAAAUGACUCACUAAAUGCGAAAGAACAAAAAGAUAUUAUCGUGCCUUCAUAAGUUUGUAUUUUUUUAGUUAUAGAGCAACGCACCACAGCGGUGUGAUGAGAUAUUAUCUAGUCGCGUAUUGUCGGGUAGCUUCCACCUAGUGCGGUGUCGUCUUUGAAGUUAAAUUAGUACGAAGCACGGUCGCAGAGUUACAAUUUUCAUUCUUACGUUUUUCGAUAGAUAAACUCACAAGUGAAACAGUACUCUAAACUUUGUUUUUAAUAAUCACUUUAGAUUCAAUUAAAGUUUCAAAGAAAAUUAAAUCGCGCGAUUUUCGUCUCAAUAACGAGAUGUGCUACGCAGAACAAAAAAAAGAUAAAUAACAUAACGUAGAAAAAUACAUAGUACGCAUUUUUAGUUGAUUAAGAUCCUCCCCUAGCACAACAGAGACCUAACCGUAUCUUUAAAAGCUAUUUAUUUGACAUUUUUAAUACAAUAUAUUAUAGAAAGUAACAUUAUAAAUGUUAUCCUUACUUUGGUUGUCUCGAAUUUUUAGAUAAAUGCAGACAUUGUUUCGUUAAUUCAUAAUAAAUAUCAGUGAAAUAGUUAAUUAGGUACGUGACUUCCAUGAUUGUAACCAACAAAUUAGAUACAAAUUUAAUAAUGAAUAAUGAGUAAAAUGUCGUCUUAAAUUUUCAUAAAGACCAAAAAUAUAUUUUUAAAGAAAUUAUUAGUAAAUUGCAUAUUCCCUCCCGUAACACCUGUGUCGCCAAGUAUGAAACAAAUUGCUCAGGCCUGUUUGCGCGGGGAGGACACUUAGGUAUUUCGUCAAAAAAAUAUAAUAUAUCUAUCUAUACUAUAUAGCCUAUAAAUUUUAAACUGACAUGAAAAUAUAAAUCUUUCAAUGAACAAUAUGUUAUAACAUAUACUUUUAAUUCAUUGCGUGAUUUUGUUCUAGAUCCCUCAAUGAGUAAAAGAGCAUACUCUGUAUUGUAGAUUUCGUAGAAAUAAAAAAAAAUGUAUUAUACUGGCGAAAUAUUAGGCUUUAUAUAACUGACUAUUUUAUUCUGUUGUACAUCAAAUCUUUUAGAUAAUGUUAUCUAUUUAUAAUAAUAAUACGUCGAUUUCGCUGUUGAAAGGUAAGAGUAAUAGUGAUGUUGAUUUUUACAGGAAAACUAUUUUUAUAAGUAGGUGUAUAGGGUCUAAUGCAACUUUUUUUCAGGGUGCGUAAUAUGACUGAGUUUACAUUUAUUUUCAUCUGACCAAAAGAAGUUACAAUAUAUGAUAUUAUUAUAUUAUGUAAGGAAUUAAGGGCUUAAUUUAAGAGUUAUCGUUACGUAUUAUUGUUUUGUUUAACCAUGUUUAACCAUGUCCAUUUGACAGCAUCUUUGCAAGAUGUUUAAGCGUACAAAAGGUUUUGCCGAUCUUAUCAUAACUGCCAAAUUAUGAAUUUUCUGGAGCAUUAAGACAGGUCAUAUACACAAAUUUGUUCAUAUACGGAUUGUUGUUUACGAACUCCCUGGUUCACAAAAUAUCCAAACAGAAACAAAUUUGCCUAAUUUUAAACACGUGCAACGGUCUCUGGUACUGUCGCAUUGUAUAUGGUUAGUCACUAAAUCCGUUAGGCACUUCUAUUACUUUUUACUUGUUUUGUUAUGUAACUAUCGAAAUGUUAAUGGAAACGCACAUUUGGCAAGUAUACACCUACUCCCUUUUAUUGUGGUGACCAGCGAAGAAUAUUUUAACAUAAUACAUAUUUUAUUCUCAAAUUAAAGGCUGUGCUUAGAUAAUUUUCACAUAGAAAAGUUAAUAGAUACAAAUUUUAGGGGACACAGAGCAAACUAGAGUUAUAAAACUAUUUUAUUAAAUAAAAUUAAUACUAUUUUUUGUAAUCUAGUUACUCAUAUGUAAUAGGUAUACACGUAGUGCCGAUAGUUUAAAUUUGCAUUGUUGCAAGGGCAUCGCCAGUCAACUGUAUAAGUGAGGGCAAAGUUCACGUCCCGUGUCUGUGCAGCGGGCGCAUUCCCCCUGUAAUAUGUCGAGGGAAAUGAAUCUGUCUACUUUUACAAUUUAUUAUGGCGUUAGGUACAUUUGCGCGCUCUCAUCAGCCAUUGUCUGUAAUAAAACUGUCAACAUGUAAAGUAGGCCACGGCAUUAAAUUUUUUAGUCAUUUUUUAUAUCUGCCCCGAUUGCCUUAGGUUGACCACGCGACACCCAUGCGCUGUUAUACGUUAUCAUUGGGUAGGAACAUUAGUCGAACUAAUAUGUAAACUGUUGCAAAAUAAUAUUAGACUGUUUUUCUAAUUAUGCUCAUAAAUAGUUUAUUCUUAGUAUUUCCUGUGUUGUACAGAGAAUUUAGGUAAUUUAACUAAUAGUUAAAACACUUUAAGCACAACUAAGUAGUAAUUUUAAAUCUGAGUAUUUUAUAUAGUUUCGCAAACAAUUAUUCAUGGAAAUUCACGUAUACGUAGGGUUUUUUUAUUUUCUAAAAUAAAUGAUUUUCGUGAUACCUACUUUUUAAUGAUGUUUUUGUUUCCGCCGACUUUGUUUCUGCAGGUUUUCUGCAGAAAUGGAGUCCAAUACUUUUUCAGCAUAAAAAUUUGGUAUAACUGAAACCAAAAAUUUGAUUGAUAAGUUGAGCGCAACAAUAGAACAUUGAUAAUUAUUAUUUUAUUAUUAGUUAAUUUAUCAAAAACUAUUGUCAAAUAUUAUGUACCUAGUACUUAUUCCUCUACAUUUGUAUUGAUUAAACCUUGUAAUAUGUAUUACGAUCUCAAUUGAUAGGUAAAUCUGGAAAAUUAGACAAAACUUUCAAUCCAGUGAUUAUAAAACAAUUUUAGUGUAGUUGGCAUCCAAUUGGCAGUUUUAAUAGUUUUAAUUUUGAGUGUAUAUUUCGUAUUCCUACAGAAAAACGUCUUUUUUAAACGAAUUGACACCGGGUCUCAAAUGGAACCAAAAUAUGCGCUGUAAAUGCGUUAUUAAUUGGAUGCGCAAAGAGAGCGCAUGUGUUUUUGAAAAACGUCAUGAGCAUUAACUAAUUACCCUUUUUGUUGACUUGUUUUCACUUCGACUUCGCUCAUUCAUUAUUUGCUAAGUAAAAAGUUUAAUUAACAUGGUUUCAUACAAUUAGAAUCCUUAUUGCGUUAGGGUUGCAUUUAUCGCCAGAUGUAUUGCGAUCAUUAUGCCAUGCCGUGCUGAAUGUUUUUUUCAAUAAUACUUACUUGUGUUUUUAACAUCAACAUUAGUUUAUUUUUUUUUAAUUAUGCAGCAGUGAAUUGUGCGCUGCUCGCAUGUAUUUCAAUUUUAUAGUGUUUACAUACUGUAAUUCGUUUCAUCUUACCUAUACUCUAGCAUAAUGGGUAAUUGGCAAAGAUUAUUAAAUGACCAGGUUUAAAAAUAAUUAUUGUUGUGACUUGAAAAAUGAUCGUUUUGUUUUUCUUUUCAUUAUAAUAAAUUGCCAAUUGCUAUUGUCGUUAUUUACCUAUUAAGUACGUUACGGAAGUUAAGUAAAUAAUUUUACGCGCCAUACUUGCCUGUAUUGUUCGAAAUCAUAAGUACAAACAUAUAGUGAAAUGAAGGAAAAAGUAUUUAAGUACCCUAUUCGUAUUUAACACUAUAUUAUUCCUUGUCCGUACUUAUUACUUUAUAAGCACGCGGCACAUGUUAUUUAACUCAUAGAAUUUAGAAAGAUAUCUUUUAGUUAAAACGAUUUAUAUGUUAGAAAUGCAUUCGGUUUGAUUAUAUGUACGAGUAGAUAAUUUAUAGCGUUUGCUGCAUUUAUCUUUGUUAUAACAGAAGAAACAGAUAUCUUUAAGUGAAAUAUAACGAAGAAAAGUUAGUUACUAAUAACAAAAAUAUUCUGUGGACUGGCGAUAUCUAAAAUGCAAGUCCUAUUAUCCAUAUUUAGCUAUUUGGUAAAGCGUCAGAUUAUUACUUAUUGGUCUAAUAGCAAAA
Molecule: messenger RNA, 8347 nt
Organism: Manduca sexta (tobacco hornworm)
Lineage: Eukaryota; Metazoa; Arthropoda; Insecta; Lepidoptera; Sphingidae
Gene: DopEcR
Product: G-protein coupled receptor 52
Exons: 4
Coding region: 235-1266 (343 amino acids)
Biological process (GO): G protein-coupled receptor signaling pathway
Cellular component (GO): membrane
Molecular function (GO): G protein-coupled receptor activity; peptide binding
Source: RefSeq, a predicted model, not a curated record